This is a messenger RNA of Meloidogyne enterolobii, 564 nucleotides long. The record is from the annotation of a GenBank genome assembly. NCBI's taxonomy places the organism in Eukaryota, Metazoa, Nematoda, Chromadorea, Rhabditida, Meloidogynidae.
AUGGAAACUCUUGCAUUAAAAUUUGAUUGGCGUAUUUACGAUCUUAAAAAUAUUCGGAAGGUUCUAUCUGCUGGUAGCUCUCUGCACCUCACAAGUGAACGAUUUUCCAGUCCUGAAUUUCCGAGUGUUGCAUGGGAGUUACAUCUUGAGUUAAAACAAGAUUCAAGUGAUCUUUUUGUUUGGCUUCGCCAAAUAGGGCCAGAUAAUAUAAAUGCUUUUGUGAAUACGAAAUAUAAAAUUUAUGCAUUAAAGAAUUCUACAUGCAUAAAUAUUACAAAAUCCACAUACAAGUUUGAGAAUCCGGAUGAGAUUGGUUAUACUAAUAUUUCGUUUAACAGUGUUGUUCAAGUAGAUGGGCGUUUAUAUAUUCGUUGUGAAGUCGAAUUUGACUGUUAUAAUUUAACUGUUAAUUUGCAAGAUACUUAUCGUAAAAUGUUGCAGAAUGAAACAUUUACUGAUUUUGUUAUUAAAGUUGAUGAUAAAAUUAUAAAAGCACACCGUAUUGUUUUAGCACAAAAUAGUCAAAAAUUGAUGGCCGAAGCACAAAAGGUUUACAAUUUAUGA